Molecule: messenger RNA, 1507 nt
Organism: Triplophysa dalaica
Lineage: Eukaryota; Metazoa; Chordata; Actinopteri; Cypriniformes; Nemacheilidae
Product: sialic acid synthase-like
Exons: 6
Coding region: 63-1121 (352 amino acids)
Biological process (GO): carbohydrate biosynthetic process
Molecular function (GO): N-acylneuraminate-9-phosphate synthase activity
Source: RefSeq, a predicted model, not a curated record
AUUACCUGCAACCUCUAAAGUUGUCGUUGAACUUAAACAUCUUCUACAGAGACAUCUCUAAAAUGACUUCUGAGUUUGAACUCUGUCCUGGGAGAAGAAUCGGGGGCUCCAGCCCCUGUUUCAUCAUCGCUGAGAUCGGCCAGAACCACCAAGGCGACAUCGAGAUUGCCAAAAAAAUGAUCCAAAUGUCAAAGGACUGUGGUGCUGACUGUGUGAAGUUUCAGAAGAGCGAAAUUGAGCACAGAUUCACAAAACAUGCUUUAGAGCGUCCUUACACGUCCCCUCACGCCUGGGGCCCAACCUAUGGAGCUCACAAGCGUCACCUGGAAUUCAGUCACGAGCAGUACAGAGAACUGCAGCGCUACGCAGAUGACAUCGGGAUCUUCUUUACAGCAUCAGGGAUGGACGAGAUGGCUGUAGAAUUUCUUCACGAGAUAAACGUGCCGUUUUUCAAAGUGGCCUCAGCUGACACAAACAACAUACCUUACCUGGAGAAAACUGCCAAAAACGGUCGUCCCAUGGUGAUCUCCAGCGGUAUGCAGUCGAUGGAAACUAUGCGCUGUGUUUAUCAAACAGUGAAGAAGCACAAUCCCAACUUCACAUUCCUGCAGUGCACCAGCGCUUAUCCACUGCCGACAGAGCACAUCAAUCUCAGUUUGAUUCCUGCGUUCCAGAAGGAGUUUCCGGACAUUCCGAUUGGUUACUCUGGACAUGAGACGGGCAUCCUUGUGUCUGUGGCUGCAGUGGCACUGGGGGCAAAGGUCUUGGAGCGUCAUGUGACCCUGGACAAGACCUGGAAAGGCAGUGACCACGCAGCCUCGCUGGAGCCGGCGGAGCUUGCAGAACUGGUGAAAGCCAUCAGGACUGUAGAGAUGGCCAUGGGUUCACCAGUCAAACAGAUGCUGCCCUGUGAAGCUUCUUGUCACAGCAAGUUGGGGAAGUCUGUGGUCGCCCGGAGGCCGCUCCGCAAGGGUGUGACGUUAUCUCUCGACAUGCUGGCAGUAAAAGUGGCUGAACCGCAUGGUGUGGCACCAGAGAACAUCUUCAAUCUGGUGGGCAAAAAAAUUUCAGCGGACGUUGGAGAUGAUGUCGCCAUAACUGAUGCCAUCAUAGAAUAUUAAUCACCAGAUUCUCUAUGCAGUGUGUUUUGUGUUGUUGGGGAAGGGAUGAAAUGAAAAAAAAAGAUUUCAUUCUGUAUAAAUAGCAUGUAUCUUUUGGAAAAUAAAUAUUAAUUGUAAUAAGAAGAUCAUCCAAUUUUCCUUUAGAAUGAAGUUCUUUGGAACCAAGCUUGAUUCCACAUUUGCAGAUAAUAUAUUAAAUUAAUUGUUGUUAUCUACUUAAUUUUAAUAUGUACAAAUGUGCAUAUUUACUGCGAUAAACUGGGAGUAUGUAUAAAUGGUUGGUGCAAUGUAUGUAAAAUUUCUAAUCAGUUUAUUAAUAAAAAAGUAAUAAAUUAUUGUUUAAAAUACACCAAAAUAAAAUUGAAAUAAAAAUAUAUCACAAACAA